UUGCGUAUGCUUAGCAGAGACUGGGAAGUGAAGGUCGUUCAUGUUUACAGAGAAGCUAAUUUCGCUCAGAGUUGGCUUGCUGCGUAUGCUCGUUCUCGUGCUGUUGGUUAUCAUCUCAUUUCUGAUUCCCUUGCAGAGACUCAAGUGCAUCAGCUUCGGUGGCGUCCCGCUCCUACGGAGAUCGCUCCGAAGAACUACGCGGCGGUUGUGGCUUAUCCCCACCCCGACCGGCAGCUGCUGGGUCUCCCCAUCUCUCCUAAACUUCCCCCGGUCUCCAAUUUGGCCACCCGAUUUUCAAUGACUACUUAA
Ricinus communis (castor bean) is the source of this 309-nucleotide messenger RNA. RefSeq lists its product as uncharacterized. The record is from RefSeq and is a predicted model, not a curated record. The transcript has 2 exons. NCBI's taxonomy places the organism in Eukaryota, Viridiplantae, Streptophyta, Magnoliopsida, Malpighiales, Euphorbiaceae. The coding region runs from base 7 to 309 and encodes 100 amino acids.